GUAGCGGUUAUCACUCCGGAUUCUGAUCACCUCAGUAUCUUCCGGCAACCCCGGUUCGAUUCCGGGCAAGACCUCUCUUUUUGCUCCCUACAACAAACUCCAUGAGUGGUGACAAAACGCAAUACCUGUGUCUGUCAGAGCAUACGCUGCUGCCGACUCUGUCUGGAAGCCUUGCUUUCAUUAUUUUUUCAUCGCCCAAUAUUCACUGUCGGUCUUGCACCGUCGAUGCCCACUCUGAAGUCUGCUGUGAAUGCAAUGCUUUCAAUGGUAUACAUAGAUAUGACAUGGGUCGUUUCGGACCUCCGUCUUGCUUUUUGCAAAUGCCAAUCAUCCUCAAGGGUGCCUUUCCCGUUCGCCAAACGCCUCGCAAUAUGAAUCUCCCUCUUGUCUCUCCAUUUAAAUGCCUCUGGCCUCCAGGAUGACCUCUGCGCGAUGGAACCGUGAGUACUGAUCUUCGAUCGCGUGGUUGU
Messenger RNA from Macroventuria anomochaeta, 470 nucleotides. RefSeq lists its product as uncharacterized. NCBI's taxonomy places the organism in Eukaryota, Fungi, Ascomycota, Dothideomycetes, Pleosporales, Didymellaceae. The coding region runs from base 102 to 422 and encodes 106 amino acids. The transcript has a single exon. The record is from RefSeq and is a predicted model, not a curated record.